Molecule: messenger RNA, 1179 nt
Organism: Nicotiana attenuata
Lineage: Eukaryota; Viridiplantae; Streptophyta; Magnoliopsida; Solanales; Solanaceae
Exons: 6
Coding region: 1-1179 (392 amino acids)
Source: RefSeq, a predicted model, not a curated record
AUGCUGAGCAACAUGAACUACACUACAGUUACACUAGUACCCAAAGUAAAUAGUCCUACAUCUGUUAAGGAGUUUAGACCCAUAGCAUGUUGCUCUACAAUCUAUAAACUCACUGCAAAGAUUCUAACAGCAAAGUUAAAGACUGUGGUCGACUACAUUGUUGGACCUGCUCAAUUAGCAUUUAUUAAGGGAAGAAACAUAUUGGAUAAUGUUAUUAUUGCCCAUGAAUUGGUUAAAGGAUAUACUCAGAAAGGGGUCUCACCAAGAUGUUUGAUUAAAGUUGACAUAAAGGCAUAUGAUUCAGUUGAGUGGCCUUUUCUAAAGAUGAUACUGCUUGAAUUUGGUAUGCCUGUGAAGUUUGUACAGCUUGUGAUGGAGUGUGUGACAACUGUCAGCUAUUCUCCACUGAUAAAUGGAGGAUUGACGACCAAGUUCCAAGCAAAAAAUGGGCUUAGGCAAGGAGAUUCACUACCUAUUUGUAUUGGUGAUGGAAUACCUGAAUCGAUCACUGAAGACACUAGAGAGCAUUCAAGACUUCAACUACCACCCGAGGUAUCAGGACUAAAAGCAAAUAUGGAGAAAAGUGCUUUGUACAUUGCUGGAGUACCAAGGGACUUCAAAGAAGGGGUCAUUGCAGAUAUGCAAUUCACAGUAGGUGAGUUGCCAUUCAAGUAUCUAGGAGUUACUUUGUCCUCUAAGAAGUUAUCUAUCCAGCAGUGUAUGCCAUUGAUUGAAAAGACUAUUGCACGACUCAAAUGCUGGUCAACCAAAUUCCUGUCUUACAGUGGUCGAGUGAAAUUGAUCAAGAGUGUGAUAUUUGAAAUAACAUUCUUUUGGACCGGAAGUAAUGAACCUUCAAGAAGAGCACUGGUUGCUUGGGACAAGAUAUGUAUGCCACUUUUAGCUGGAGGUCUAAAUGUAAUUGAUGUGACUAAUUGGAACAAAGCUGCUUUAUGUAAACUUCUUUGGGAAUAUGGAGCAACAUUGUUAAAAUGGCUGGGAGAAAGACACCAAAUAGCUAGCUGGAAUGCUGAGAUUGAAUGUUGGCAACACUUGAGAGUAAGCUUAAUCAGUUCUGGAAUGUGCAAGUGUAUUGCUUUCCCUUUGCUUCAGAGGAACAGUUGUAGCGACUUUACAGCUGUGGGUCGUUCCCUCUGUUGUUUCUUUGACUCUGAGUGA